AUGGAAAGGCCGGAAAAAGAAUGCCUUUCACCGGAAAUUGUGAGCCAGGGAGUCGAAAACUCCGGUCCCUACGCGGGUUCUCCGAGUUUUUCUGUCCGGGUCCGCCGGAGUUUACCGGACUUCCUUAAUUCUGUGAACUUGAAAUAUGUGAAACUUGGCUAUGGGUAUCUGCUCAAUCAUUUUAUUUAUUUUGUUGCUGCACCAGUUGUUUUGAUGCUUUUUGGUACACAAAUAGGCAAAGUAAAAUUCAGUGAUUUGUGGUUGGAAUAUGAUGUUUUGAACAUCAUUUGCCUGUUGGGAUUAUUGGGACUAAUCGUUUAUAUUUACUUUGAUUUGACACCUUGUUCUACGUAUUUAGUUGAUUUUGCCUGCUACCGUCCACCUACUGAAUUUAAGAUAUCCAAGGAAGAAUUUGUGGAAUUGGCUAGAAAAUCAGGUAAAUUCAAUGAAGCAGCAAUCCAAUACCAGCAGCAUGUCCUCAAGAACUCAGGCCUAGGAGAUGAAACCUAUCUCCCAAGAAUAGUCUUCCGUCCCGACUACCGGAUAACCCUAAGGGACGGCCGGGAAGAGGCAGCGAUGCUGAUGUUCGGGGCGGUCGAUGACCUCCUCGCCACCACCGGGUUUCUAAUAAAGGACGUAAAGAUCCUCAUUGUCAAUUGUGGGAUUCUCAACACCACUCCAUCACUUUCUGCAAUGUUAAUCAACCAUUAUAAAUUGAGUCACAAAAUACAAAGCUUUAGCCUAGGUGGUAUGGGGUGUGCUGCUGGAAUUACAGCUAUAGAUUUGGCUAAGGACCUUUUGGGUGCAUACCCAGGCUCAUAUGCAUUGGUAGUGAGUACAGAAAUUGUGAGCUUUACUUGGUAUGAUGGCAAUGAAUUGGACAUGCUUCAGCCAAAUUGCUUCUUUAGGAUGGGGGCUGCUGCUGUUUUGCUGUCAAAUCAUCAACUCGACCGGUGGCGCGCUAAAUACGAACUGAAACAGCUCGUUCGCACGCACAAAGGUAUGGACGACCGGUGCUUCAAUAGCAUACAACUCAAGGAGGACGCGGCCGGCAAACAAGGCAUCUGGGUCUCGAAAGAGGUGGUGGAAGUAGGUGGCCAUGCACUCAAAGCCAACAUCACAACCUUAAGCCCUUUAGUCCUUCCAGUUUCUGAACAAUUCCAUUUCUUCAAAUCUCUUCUCUUCAAAUCCAACUCCAACAAGCCUUACAUCCCUGACUACAAGCUCGCUUUUGAGCACGUCUGCAUACUGGCAACAAGCAAGAAAGUGCUCGAUGAAAUACAGAAGAAUUUGGAUCUUACUGAUGAAUAUAUGGAAGCAUCAAGAAAAACUCUUGAAAAAUUUGGGAACACUUCCAGCAGUAGCAUUUGGUAUGAAUUGGCUUAUUUAGAAGCAAAAGGCAAAAUCAAGAACGGGGACAAAAUUUGGCAACUGGCUUUUGGAUCAGGUUUGAAAUGCAACAGUGUUGUUUGGAAGGCUCUUACUAAUGUUAAACAUCAGAGCAAAAGUCCAUGGAAUAAUGAUUCCACUUAA
Messenger RNA from Fraxinus pennsylvanica, 1533 nucleotides. NCBI's taxonomy places the organism in Eukaryota, Viridiplantae, Streptophyta, Magnoliopsida, Lamiales, Oleaceae. The record is from the annotation of a GenBank genome assembly.